AGAGGGAGCGGGAGCGGGCGGAGGGACGGCUGAGCGGGCGGGGGGGACGCCCGGCCAUGCGGGGCCGGCGGCCGCGGCGCGGGUGAGGCGGGCGGCGCUCCAUGGCCGGCGGCUCGGGGUGAGGCAGGCGCGGGCAUGGCGGGCGUGAGCUACUCGCCGCCCUGGUGGGUGAGCCUGCUGCACCGCCUGCCGCACCUCAGCCUGCGCUGGGAGCUCACCGCCGCCGACUUCCGACCGCACGACGCCGAGUACCAGCAGGCCCUGCUGCUGUUGGGUGGCAUUGCUCUCUCCUGCCUGGCUCUGGACCUGCUCUUCCUCCUGUUCUACUCCUUCUGGCUGUGCUGCCGCCACCGCAAGAGCGAGGAGCACCUCAAUGCUGACUGCUGCUGCACGGCCUGGUGCGUCAUCAUCGCCACCCUCGUCUGCAGUGCUGGAAUUGCUGUGGGCUUCUACGGGAAUGGGGAGACCAGCGACGGCAUCCACCGGCUGACGUACUCGCUGCGCCACGCCAACCGCACCGUGGCCGGCGUGCAGGACCGGGUACUGGACACUGCAGUGGCCCUGAACCAAACAGUGGAACCAAACUUGCUCGUCCUGGAGGAGAUGUUCAAGAAGCAGACAGACUACCUGCAAAUUGUCCAGAAACUGCAAAGUCUCUUGGAUAAUCUAGUCAGGCAAACAACUGAGAUCCCCUUCUGGAAGAAUGACGAGCUGUCUCUGGAGGAGCUGGCAAUUCAGAUUGACCUCUAUGACUGGUACAGGUGGCUGGGAUACCUGGGCCUGCUCCUCUUCAAUGUCCUGAUAUGUUUGCUGGUGCUCUUUGGGCUCAUUAGAAACUCCAGGGCCAUUCUUAUGGGGGUGUGCUUGCUUGGGGUGUUUGCCCUGAUUGUCAGCUGGGGAUCCCUGGGCCUGGAGCUGGCUGUUGCUGUGGGCUCCAGUGACUUCUGUAUCAACCCUGAUGCUUAUGUCUCCAAAGUGGUUGAAGAGAAUGCAGUGCUCAGUGCUGAGACUCUCCGCUAUUACAUGACCUGCAGUGCUGGGUACCCCAACCCCUUCCAGCAGAAGCUGUCAGGAAGUCACAAGGCUUUGGUAGAAAUGCAGGACGAUGUGUCGGAACUGAUGAAGUCAGCGAGCAAAGAGCACCCCACCUCCAAGGAGUAUCUUACUCGGAUCCAGGAGGUUUUGAACUCCACAGAGAUCAACUUGCAGCAGCUGACAGCUUUAGUAGACUGUCGGAGUCUGCACUUGGAUUACAUCCAGGCUCUGACAGGAUUCUGCUAUGAUGGAGUGGAAGGCCUCAUCUACCUGGUUCUCUUCUCCUUUGUCACAGCCCUCAUGUUCAGUUCCAUUGUCUGCAGCGUCCCACACACUUGGCAGCAGAAGAGAGGCUCAGAUGAUGAUGGGGAAGAAGAAUCAGCUGCUCAAGGGAGCAGACAGACACACGAUAAUCUGUACAGAGUGCACAUGCCCAGCCUCUAUAGCUGUGGCAGUAGUUAUGGCAGUGAGACCAGCAUCCCUGCAGCAGCACACACAGUCAGCAAUGCUCCCGUCACGGAGUACAUGAGCCAGAAUGCAAAUUUCCAGAACCCCCGUUGCGAGAAUACCCCGCUCAUUGGCCGGGAGUCCCCACCUCCCUCAUUGUAUUUGGCUGCCAUGGACAGUAGCAGCCAUAUGAGCUGGCAGCUUAAGCCCUCGGACAGUGCACGGACAUACUGGUAACAGCGCCCGCAGAUGGAACAGUACACCUCCAGCAUGAGAGCCAAAUACCUCGCCACCAACCAACCUCGUCCAGAUGCUGGCAGUGUGCAUUAAAACGAAAAAGCAAAAGCAAAAAGCAAAAAACAAAAACAAAAAACAAAACCCACACGUGCAGUCAGACUAAACAAUGUGCCAACUGCUGUGCCCCUGUGCUGUCCUUGUAGAACAAUCCUGCUGUUCUGCCCAAAAUCUAGUGCAGCUCCUUCUGUUUCUCCAGUCCAGACCACCCUUCCAACCUGGUACCUGGCCACUGAGUGGAAGCUCCUUUUGAAUUUAAGCCUUCACCCUGUAGUACAAGAGAGCAAACGUGUGCUGGCCAGCAGCUGACAGCCCCUGGGCAGCAACCUGGGCCCUCAGCCCGUGGGGCAGCUUACCAGAGCAGCCUGGCAGGAACAGCUGGUGAAUAUCUUCUGCCGCCUUCUUCCCCCCUUCUGUUCCAAGAAGGACUUGGUGAAAGAUGGUGGUAGAUCUUCUUCACUUCUGCAGUGGGACCAGCAGCCUGGCAGACACUGAAGAAGCAGCACUGGGUGCCUGUGGCUGGUGUGCAACGAGGGAAUGCUGGGGGAAUGCUCAGCACAGCAUCUGAUGGGAAUCCUCUGGUGCACUGCCCUGGGUGAGGGAGGAGGGAGCUCCUGCCUCAGGGUGUCACUGCAUAUCCACUGGAAUUUGCUCUAGAAGAGCAAACCAUUUCACUACCCUGGUUAACUUUUUUUUUUUUUUGCUUUUUUUUUGAAGUCCAUUAAGAAAAUGCCUUUUUCUUUCCCUCUAUAUCUAGCACGUGAAUUCUUGAGGAGGAGCAGAGGGGCCCAGCAGCAGUCAGUUACCCUGUCCACUGCUCUGGAGCUGACCUCUCUGCUCCACCAGGGAUGCCCAGGUAUUUGCAGAUGGCAUUCUGGGUGCUGCCUUUCCUAGGCUGACACAGAUCAAACAGGAGCCAGCCACUCACUUGGUGCCAAAUUUUUCCAGGGAAAGACUUUUGAGACUUUUUGGGAGGUAUUUUUGCACUAAAGAGUUUUGGCUCUCUGAUGCUAGAUCUUAUGGGACAGUCAGCUUGCAAAAGCAAGAGAAACUGGAAGCACCCAAUGGAUUUAUAGCAAAUGCAAGCUCUCCCCGUGGGAAUGACCUGUGAACUCUGCUGGACUUUCUUUUUUUCCUUUUUUAUAAACCAUAAUCUACAGCACAGGGUUGCUGAAAUGGCAUUGAAGGAGGUUUUUGGAGCCUCAUUCCUAACAAACUCAUGAGAUUGUCAGUGAUUCUUCUGUGUUUAGAGUCCGAAACCCUUGACAACAUUGUGACUGUCAGAACAGAUUUAUAUUUUAUUCUAUUUUGUUUAGUUUUCAAAGGCACAUUGCUAACCACUAUCUGACCAUACUAAUGCACAUGUAAGGCAUUUUCUAGACGUGGGGCAGAACAAGGCUUGCAAAGGGGCAGCUGGGUGCCUGCAGAGGGCAACAUCCUUCACUGGUGCUGUACUUCCCACUGAAGAGCAGUGCUCCAAAGGGCACUGACAGCUUCCUGCUGGAAGAGGAGACUGCCUCUUGGGAGGUACUGUCAACUACUGCCCUUUCACUAGGGUAACUAUAAUGUUCCUUUUUGUCUUUUUACCUCUCAGUAGGGGCAUCUUAGCAGAGCUGCUGAGCAUUUUAUUAAAUAACUGGCAGAGGAAAUUGAGUGGGGAACGUCUCUCAAACUGGAGUGGAGCUGUUGGCAGAGACAGUUCACUGUCACCUCAGUGAUGGUCAGACUUGGUGUUUGUUUACCCCACGUUUGCAGCUUGGGGCACAGAAUUACCAACCUGCCUUUACUCAAGUCAGUUGCCUUCUUGCAGUGAGGUGGGAACUGCUCCUGGCAGGCAGCUAAACAGGCUGGAGGCAUCUGCUGGGAAAUGGUACCAGCUCUGUGGCACAGCAAGCUUUGAGACUCCUCUUAAGAUAGAAACCACUACUAAACUGCAAGGCCAGCUGUUACCAUUCGAAGGAGUGUGAGACAGGGAGGAGGCAUCACCACACAGACAGGAAGAGGAGGGUUUGGAAUAAACUUCACACUUCACCAUCAAUCUCUGGAAGCAGGAUGUUCUUGCUCAGGACUGAGUAUGCCCUUUCAGGGCUUCACACUGAAACAUUACCUCUGUUUUAUCAAAUAACAAGGGCAGGGAAACCUGGUCACAGGUGGUAUGGAGGGACACUGUGGCUCACGAGCCCCAGGGUUUCCAUCCUGUCUUAGAGCCUACCAGGAGAUGUGGGUGUGCAGGGUGUGGUGAGGUGAUCUUGCAGGGCCCCAAGCACCCAACUGUUCUCUGGGGGGAACCCCAACCUUUCCCUUACUUUGAAGAAAGAAUCAAGAGCCAUAUAAUCCUUAUUAAGACUGAGUUGUUCUGCCAUCAUCCCUCCAUGCAAGGAUGUGCUCCAAUUGCUACUCACAUUAUCAAUUUUAGGGGAGCUGCCCUGAAAUCUGUGGCCCAGUCCUACUGGUGGAAGGCAAGUGUUUUGGAGGCUGGAGGGAGUGGGGAACCCUGUGAAAACAAGUGCUUCUGUGUACUGACUUCUUUGUGCACAGAAUGCACCCUGAACCUGUGUGUGACUGCACUUUGGGCUGGGUCUAAAUUGUCACCGUGGCAUUGUCUGUGCCACACAGGAACAGGAGUGAGCCUUUGUUUGCAGCAUCUACAGAGCAGCCACCUUGACCUGCUUCCUUCCAAGGUCUGGCAUAGCCACUUCCAACACCCAGAACAACUUCUGACAGUGUUUGGGGCUCGCAGCAAGGCACAGCUGUGGAGAUACGUGCUCUGUGACUUCAACAUAUAACUGGAAAGAAUGUUAUGGAGAUAACAUUUUGCUCUCUGGAGGCCAGCACAACAUGACUGCAGUGUGAGCAGUGUACCUGUGUCCAGCCAGCACUUCCUUUACUUGACAUGGAUAUUGCACUUUUGUAAAGCAUCCUGGAACUCUGCUGCCCCGCUGCAUGCUGUGCAGAGCGCUGGAUAGGAAACACAGACAAAUGGGUUUCUUUUGGUUUAUUAUUAUUGUUAUUAUUACUAGUACUUUUUUGGGGUUUUUUUCCUUUUUUUUUUUUUUGUUUUACUGGAACCUUGAGCAACAGUGUGGCAUUUCUGCAGGCUGGUCUGAAUGGAUCUGCUGAAGAACAGAUGGCCUUUGCCUAUUCUUAUGGCUGCGACAUAAUCAGUCUCAUCCAUAUGGUCACAUUUAGUCUGAGGAGGGGACUUUGAAAAGCCAAGAUCUCCCAGACUCUGUGCCUCCCUCUCGGGUGAACAGCAGGUGCUAUCUGGCGAAGACUCAUCUGUUCUGGAUGGCAUUCAUGGUUGAGGGAGUCCAAACUCUUCAAGCUGCAGGAGGUAAAGCUGUAGAGACUUCUCUCUCUUCCAUCUUGUCUCUCUGUUUUUAAUGUGACAAAACGCCAAGGCCAUAUCACUUGGUGUGUCCUAGCUGACCUUAUUGGACAUGUCUCAUGUUGCUGGUUGCUAGAAAAAGGGUCCAGAAGUUGGAGGAGCUGAGAUUGGCCUCUGGACACCUCGCUGACUGCAGAGUGGACGGCAGCUUGUCCGGUUGGAGGUGACUGCAUCGGUGAAGACACUUCAUGUUACUUUUUCAGAAGCACAAAUGUGGUCAUUGGCUUGUCUGGUUGGCUUGGUUUAUUUCCACUGCAUCAUCAUGUGUGAAUGACACUUUCUUUUGGAACUGAGAACUCUUCCAAGCACACAAACAUCUCCACAAUGUGAAAUGUAAAUAGCAUGUUGGACUCUCGUGUCCAGUGUUCAAGACUGCAUUGUAAUUGUAAAGGAAAUCAAAUCAAGACUUGGCUGUGAAUUUCUUGUGCUGUCUUGGGAAUUAUAACUGUAGUGUUUGUAUCCUGUAUGUAUUAUUAAACUGAGUUCAUUUUGUGUGCUGAUAAAAGGGUUCAAGCUAAGAUUUUUAGCGUGCAUCCAUGUAUCCAAAUGUGAAGGAUGGAGUGCUCCCUUCCCCUCCUGUCCUUUUUAAGUUUUCUCCAUUUGGUAGGUGUUGAUUUUCCGUGUACAGUCAUCUCAGCCAAGAUGCAAGGGAUGUUCAUUUGAGUGCUUUGGGGACACAGUGCAUGGGGUUUUAAGUGAUCCUAAGUCAGCAUUUCCAUAGCAGUUCCCUGAAACUACAUGAAAAGUUUGGCCUUUCUGAGAGUUAGACCAUUUCUCAGGGAGCUGCUCAGCCAUUGCUCACGAGAGCUUUGGGUGCUGCAGGGUGGUGGGAGACAGGAGUGGGUGGGUGCCCCCAGAUCAAGGUCCAGGUACCUGUGGGAGCGAGCCCAGGCUUCACUUCUGGUGCCCCUUCUUUCCCUCCCAGCAGCCACUGAAAUACCAUUCUGAGCCCUUUGAAGAAGAGAGAAGUGUCUUGGCUCGUUGGUCCCUGCCACCCCCCCAGUUCAGUUCCAGAGGAGAUGAGGUGGGUGGGUUUCCCCUGAGCUCAGGAGAGGAGCUGUCUUUGAAGUUGUUCCUGCCUGGGGUCCAAGGAGCAGCCAGGGUCUCCCCCAGCUCAGAAGUGUGUCAGUGGCACUCGGUGAACGCCUCUGGGUAGGAGGGACAAGCCCUCCAGGGAGGUGCUGAGGAGCAGAUCUCAUGCCUUGAGACAGACCUGACAAGGCUUGGUCUGUACCUCCUUUCACCACAGCCUACCUCCCUUUUCCAGAAAUUGUGUGUGUGCUAUGGAUGGCUUCCCUGGGCAGCCCAGGAGGCCCAGCAGAAGCGUGGGAUGUUUUGGGAGCAGUUCCUAGAUGGCUGACAAGUGGUUUGUGCUGUCGGGGGGUGUGGGAUCUCUGCCAAGCCGUGAUGGUGAGCGUGCUGCCCAGCUGGGAGAUGAGGGAUGGGUUACUGGUGGCCUGGAGCUCCCAGGUGCUCACCCAGCCCCUGUGGCUGCAUGAACAAAGUGGAACAUAAAUUGACGUACAACCAGAAAGUUCAAAAUACUCCUUUCCUAAAGAGGAUAACUGUAGCAUGAAGCUCUUAGGUGCUCUGCAUAUUUGAUACCACAUUGCUCCUCACUAUGCAAUUCCCAACUCCUUCCUUCCUGUUCCUCCUCUAAUCUCACACCAAGACUUCUCCAGUGGCCUCUGCCCAGGAGGCUGCUGAAGUCCCAGAAAAGCCUCAUUUCUUCCAUUGUCCUCUGCCCUGGGUGCAGCUGCCCAGCUGUCACGUCGUGUGCCUCAGGUCCCUUGGUAACGGGAGGCCCCAUGAGUUUUAUUCACAUCAUUCAGAGGGAAGUUUAUUUUCUUGGACACUGUGCACAGAAACCUAAUGGUGAACAUGUACCUGGCCUUUUUGUAACUUCUCUGUUUUGUUUGUUUUGUUUUGGUUUUUUUUUUCUUCUUAACCAUAAUGGUUGUAUAUCAUACCACUUUAUAUACAUAUAUAAUAUAUAAAUAUAUAUAAUUUUUUUUUUAAACUUCGGACCUGCUAGUUUCUUUCAAGUGUUCCUGCACUUACCCAAAAUGUUUUUAAAUUGUGAAGAUUAAAGAGGAUUGAGCCCAUUUUUGUAUCUUUACUUUUAAUUCUGUAGUUCUCUUGAUUGUAACGUAGCUAUUUUUUACUGUAACUUUUUGGUUUGCAAAUACUAAACAAAAAAACCUAAAUGUAAUAUCUGUGGUUUCUAUUCAGCUUGGGUUUCAUGUUUUAAAAAUAAACGAUUUAAAACCAC
Messenger RNA from Motacilla alba alba, 7436 nucleotides. RefSeq names its product tweety family member 3 (gene TTYH3). The record is from RefSeq and is a predicted model, not a curated record. Gene Ontology annotation, cellular component: plasma membrane. The transcript has 15 exons. NCBI's taxonomy places the organism in Eukaryota, Metazoa, Chordata, Aves, Passeriformes, Motacillidae. Gene Ontology annotation, molecular function: volume-sensitive chloride channel activity; intracellularly calcium-gated chloride channel activity. Bases 136 to 1719 code for a protein of 527 amino acids.